AUGAAGUUAAAUACACCAACACCUCCAAAUCCCAGCCUACCAUCAUCAAGCAGCCGCAAAUCAAAAAUCAUACCAACACCACCAAGCAGCAGCAGCAAAUCCCCUACAACAACAACAACAACAACCACAACCACCGCCCCCAAACAAAAACGCCGCUCCGUCCUAGCCUCCCUCAAGGAGUGGGUGAGCACGAGCGAGCCCUCCGCAGAAGCAUGGAAGAAGCACACGCGCGACGCGCACAAGAGCGCCGGGGUCUCACGUAAGGACCCUCGCGCCACGGCGAAGCUGCACAUCCCCGCCGCCCGCAUCCCCGAGGACGCCAUCCGGCCGUCCGGGGGCGGACCCGACCCGGAGGAGCUGGUGAUGCGCCGGGCCGAGGAGGCCAGGGCCGCGUUUGCGAGCUCGCUGGGGUCUUCGGGGUUGGCGCUGCACAGGUUUGGGUCCAGGACGUCGAAUGCGGGCUCGUCGCACUCGACAGAGUCGUAUGCUAGUACGCUUGGGACGCUGUUUGAUAAGCCUGAGUGA
This is a messenger RNA of Pyricularia grisea, 525 nucleotides long. RefSeq lists its product as uncharacterized. NCBI's taxonomy places the organism in Eukaryota, Fungi, Ascomycota, Sordariomycetes, Magnaporthales, Pyriculariaceae. The record is from RefSeq and is a predicted model, not a curated record. Bases 1 to 525 code for a protein of 174 amino acids. The transcript has a single exon.